Nezara viridula (southern green stink bug) is the source of this 8117-nucleotide messenger RNA. The record is from the annotation of a GenBank genome assembly. NCBI's taxonomy places the organism in Eukaryota, Metazoa, Arthropoda, Insecta, Hemiptera, Pentatomidae.
AUGACGUUUUAUCGCAACGCUAUACUCCUCUCGCUGAUCAUCUGCCUUGACGCUUUACCACCUGUAUGUGACCGAGAUGUUUAUUGUUAUGGCGAAAUAUUGAGGGUGGUACAAAUGGCUGAGUUGUACCCAGACUCUAAAACAUUUGUCGAUAAAAAGCUCAAACAUAAUAUUGAUCUGAUCCGGAGAAAUUUUGCUAUUAUGAUGGAAACAACAAAUAAUAAACCAUCCAGACGAGCUUUACAAGAAUUUGUUGACAAAAAUUUCGACCCAGCGGGUUCCGAAUUCGAGGAAUGGCACCCAAGUGAUUGGAAAAAAACACCUCACUUUAUAGACUUGAUCGAGGAUAAUCAAUAUAGACAUUGGGUAAUAUACCUCAACGAGCAGUGGAAGCAGCUGGGAAGAAAUAUCAAGGAGGAUGUGGAGAAGAAUCCGUAUAGCUAUUCGCAGAUCUAUGUUCCCUACCCGAUGAUAGUUCCAGGAGGAAGGUUCAGGGAGUACUACUAUUGGGAUUCCUAUUGGACCAUCAGGGGUCUCCUCCUUUGCGGCAUGAUCACCACUGCACAAGGUAUGUUGUUUAAUUUUGGCUCAUUAGUUAAAGUUUUGGGCUUUAUUCCUAACGGGGGUAGGGUCUAUUAUCUCAACCGAUCUCAACCACCACUCUAUAUACCAAUGUUCAAAACGUAUUUCGACGCCACCAGGGAUAUCGAUUUUUUAGAGUCACAGAUCGAGAAUCUCGAGAAAGAAUACUUCUUUUGGAUAGAAGAAAGAACUGUUGAAGUCGAAAAAAACGGAAGAACGUUUAAAAUGGCUUUUUAUAACACUGAAACAGAUGGUCCUAGGCCUGAAUCAUAUGAAGAAGAUGUUCACGCAGCCGCAAAUUUCAGUGGGGCCGAAGUUCAGGAAUUUUUUAAUGAGCUUAAAUCAGCUGCAGAAUCUGGUUUCGAUUUUUCUUCCAAGUGGUUCGUGGACAAGUCUGGUGAGAGAGCUACCAGCUUCGAUGACACUAAAACAAGGUACAUUAUUCCUGUCGAACUCAACUCAUACUUAUGUAUGAAUGCUAGGCUGUUGGCUGAAAUGUUUGGGGAGUUGGGUAUGGAAAAUAAACGUCAAAAAUACAUUCAAUUAUACUAUGAAUGGGUGAGAAACGUUGAAGAUUUGUUUUGGGAUGAAGAAAAAGGGAUAUGGUUUGACUAUGACAGGAUCAAUAAUAAAUCUAGACCCUACUUCUACCUCACCAAUUUUGUUCCACUAUGGGCCAAGUGUUAUGACACCUCUAAUAAGGACAAAUAUGCGGAAUCGGCUAUAAAGUACUUGAAUAGUGAAGUUAAAAAAUCAGUUUAUAUUGGUGGUCUUCCAUUUUCAACAAUGAAUUCUGGAGAGCAAUGGGAUAUGCCGAACUCCUGGCCACCUUUAGUGUACAUGGUUGUGAUAGGAUUGAUAAAAACUGGGAACCAGGAAGCAGCAGAUGAAGCUUACUUUUGGGCAGAUCGAUGGAUUAGAAGCUGCCAUGCUGCAUUUAUGAGAACGAAUAAAAUGUUUGAAAAGUACUCAGCGGUUAAUGUCGGAGUAUACGGGGGUGGAGGAGAAUACGGCGUUCAGGUCGGUUUUGGAUGGACAAAUGCUGUUGUAAUGGAGUUCUUGUAUAUUUACCAUGACAGACUGUUCUCCUCAGUAAAUUCGCUCUGGAACACUGCCGUGACAGACACACCGAGCAGAGUCCCAUUGAUCUGGAGAGAAGAGGGUGACGCCCGCAGAAGACGGAACUCCUUGGCCCCACCAAUCCUAGCGGUAACCCUGGUGGUGGGCUAUGUCUGCUUAGGUGCCUGGCUCUGGGCCUCCUGGCACCGCCUAUCCUUCCUCGAAGGCCUCUACUUCACCUUCUCCGCCCUCACCACUAUCGGCCUCGCGGACUCAGGAAGGAUACCUGCUAAGAGGCAAGAGAUUCAUCUCCUCUUCACAUGCCUCUUCAUCCUGGUCGGCCUCAUUGUGAUAGCAACCGCUUUCGCUCUUGUUCAGGAACAAGUCAUAAGCAAGACUCGCCAACUCGCCGUUUCCUUAGGUGUUGUCAAAAAGGAGGAACUAUCAGUAUGAUAAUCGUACCAGUGACAAUAUGGUAUCCAUUUCCUUUAAAUCCUUCUGCCUUGUACAAACGGGAUUGAAGUACUUUCAAAUUUAUUCAAAUAGACAAUAAGAAAAGUGGAAUGUUUAUAUUGAUUUGUUACUUUAAUAGUUAUUGAUUAAGGUGACCAAAUGUUGAAUUUCUAUUUCAAAAAAUUUGUUGCUCUGUUAUAUUAUCUUUAUUUAAGGCCUGAAAUAUUCAAUUUGAUAUCACCAAAUUUUUUGUUCUUCAAGACCAGUGGCUCUUAACCUUGUUAGAUAUUGAUACAGCCUUCACCUAAACAUAAUGCUUCCAUCACUUUGAAACUUUUAAAUCUAAAGAUAACUUCUUGAACUCUCUUGAUAAAUAAAUACCUCAGCUAGGAAAUUAAAUCUAUUUGAAAAAAACAACACUUUUUUUAUUAUUAUAAACAUGUUUAUUUUUAUUUUAUUUUUGAAAGUCACGAUGAUAUCAAAACUUUUUUCAUCAACUUAGAGAUUUUUUUAAUAGUAUCGCUUUUUCCUUGUUCUGGAUUAUAUUUAAUUGAAUUUUGGGGGAUAACUUUAUUUUUUGAGAGUUUAAUUGUAGAGAACUUUCAAACAAACGAAAAAACUAAAAUACAUUUGCACCCCUUUUAAGAGGAGGGCAAAAUAUUUUCUUGGGAGGGUUUAACGGGCAGCCCUGGAUAGAACUAUAAUAGUAUUUGCCAAAUUGACAUUGAAUUACCUUUUCUUUCUUUUUUUCCUCACUUAUACUACAUUUAUUAAAUUUCUUGUUCCAGAUGUUUUGAAGCAUUGUGUUUGUAAUUACUUUGUAUUAUAUUGCAAUAUUUGGUAUUCUAUCAUGGCUAAAGAACCUUUAUCUUAUAUUUUUGUAGGAAAGUAUCAAGAGAAUAAGUCUAAGAAAAGAAAAAAAAAAAUUCCCAUUUCUGGGGAUGCCUCUGGCUAAGAACUACUAUUCUAGAUGGAUAUGAAUUACUACUAGAUAGAUAUGAACAAAGGCCAUUUAACUAAAGAAAAAAUGAAUGUACUGUUUAUUAUAAGUGAAUUAUUUGCCUAAAUUUUAAGGUACCUUUCACAACAUUGCCUCUUGUAUUCUUCUGUAAUUCUUUUAGUCUACUUAUAGACUAGGCAAUAUAGGAAAAAUAGGUGAAGGUUUGGUUUUUUCUUAAUUUAGGUAAAUUCCAGUUUUUUGGAUCGCUGAACACGAAACUGAUGUUUGCUGACAGAAAUUUUGUCCAGAACCUUGUUUUGUUAUUUAAAUGUCCAAAUUUUGACAUUUCUUUUGUUCAUCAAAUAUAAAUAGAAAACUAUGUUUUUUUUUAGAAGACAUAAAAUAUUAAAACUUAUACAAAAUUAUAAUUAACAAAACCGCCUCCAUUUCGUGUCAGUUAAGUUUUUCUCGAUGAUAACAACUAAACUGCUGAAGUGUACUGUAAAAAGAGUCUAAUUCUGAAAGAUGGUAACAUGUUAUUAAACGUUAUAAAACUCGCAAAAUACAUGGAAAACAUUUAUAUUUGGUAUAUUGGAGCAAGCAUCAAUGUUAUACCAGAACGACUGCCAAAUAGCUCAACAAAUUUGUCUCCAACCAUGUAACAGUAAGGCUUCUUUCACAUUAAAGAUGCAGGACGCUGGAGGCAGGAUGCAUCUUAAACACUGAACUCUGUGCAAUAGAACGAGAUCUUUCAUCCCGAAGAAGCAAGUGUGUCUUUCAGUCUGGAAGCAAGUGCGUCUUGCAGCCUGGAUGCAAGAGGCACGUGCAUCUUCAGAACCAGCCAGCUGGAGAUUUUUAGUGUGCAUCUUUGUUACGCUGGUCUUGCAUACUCGCCCCUUCCACCUCAGCCAGCCUGAAGCAAAAUAUUUUUGAGAAGCAAUCUGCCCUCUCCCUUCUCAAUUUUCUCUAAGCUCUUGUGAUUGACGUCUCUAUCAAUUUCUUUUUUUAUUUUCAACUAUUGUUUUCUUUUUUUUAUCUAUUGUUUAAUUUUUUAACUAUGGGUUUUUUUCAAUCAAUUGCUCUGAUUUUCAACUAUUUUCUUGUUAUUACCAUGGAAGGUUUAAAAUUGUAUGCCAAAAUUUCAAUAAAUCUUUAGUAAUCUAUUUUAUAGUACGUCUGAAACUUCACUGGAUGGUUUAGUAAUUGCUGAGACACCAUAGUAGGGCUAUAAUCUCCAGCAUUAUUCCUGUGUGAAUGCUACCAUAAACGAUUUCUUCUUUGUCUUUGUCUUCUUCAUACUGUACAAGCCAGAAUUAUAAUUUUGUCGCCUGAAGAGUAGGAUGAUUCAUCUAUCAAACUCACGGACUAAACUAACACAGAUAAUGGUUAUAAAUAGAAGAUGCAAGAAGCACGUGCAUCCUUAGUGUGAAAGCUCUUGCAUCUUCGGUGUGAAAGGUGCCUAAGAGCAGUUCUUCACCUGCCAAGCUCAGAAGAGAAAUCAUUGAUGGACUAAAAAAAAAAAUCAAAUCUAUACAGUUAUAACUAUUUUAAGAUCAUGAGACAAGAAUACAAUAGACAUAGACACUUCUUCUCCUUCCACGGCACUACAACUCAUGAAGAGUCUUGGCCUCCUCAAGACGUAUCCGCCAGGCGUCUCUAUCCUGUGCAGCCGCUUUCCAGUUAUGUACAUCAAGUAGGACACGUGCAUCCCUUGCCACACAAUCCUUCCUACCGUGUUCACAGCCGUGAUCUUCCUACUUUCCUAGAGCCUUGUUCAUUGCGCUCCAUAGUUAUUUUGGAAUUUCAUCAUUUUGCAUCCUCGCCACAUGCCCUAGCCAUCGCAGUCUUCAUAGGCACUUCUGUUACUUAUAGAAAUAAUAACAAGCAAGUAAAUAACAGCCUAAUUGUUGAAGGGAAACAACUGUUUAAAUACUUUAAAACAUCAGAGUUGAAUGUCAAAAAUUUCUUUUAUAUUAUUUAGGUCCUUUUAUGUUUUAGUUUAUUAGGUUAAUAUUAAAACAGGCUUUGAAUAGAAGGGUGGUUGAGGUGAUCAGUCAAAAUAAAAAUAGUAAAAAUAAAUAAUUACAUUUAUUUUUAUAUUUGCCGAAAUUCAGGCCUUCAUCAGGACUGUUCAAUCCAAGAAGCUUGGAAAGACGUCUUUCCAUUACCACAUGUCUUUCCACGCUUCUUGGAGUGAACAGCCCUGAUGAAGGCCUGAACUUAGGGCAGAAACAUUGGCAAAUAUAAAAAUAAAUAUAAUUUCUUAUUUUGACAUAUCACCCCCAACCAUCCUUCUCUUCAAUUAUUCACUACAGUCAACCAUCAAUCCACAAUUAUAAAGCAGAUUUUAUUUUGCAUAUAUUUCAUUAUAUAUAUAUAUAUAUAUAUAUAUAUAUAUAUAUAUAUAUAUAUAUAUAUAUAUAUAUAUAUAUAUAUAUAGGGGCCGGGGUAGCCUUGCGGGUUAAACAACAUCGAGUGUGACUAGCACUUGGAUGGGUGACCGUCCACCAAGGAAAGCAAUGCUGGCCGAAAUUCAUCCUCUCCCUCCCUCCCACCCCUCCCCGCGGGUAUGGGAGUCCCGUCAGCCUACUGGAGGCAACUCACACCGACAGGGCAUAGGAUUGAUAACCCUACACCAUACUUUAAAUCGAAAAUCAGGAUGCGGUUUAGGAGACCAUAUUCGCGGUCAAAGAUUUUCAUGGUCUGUAGCACCAGCCGAAAGAAAAAAUAUAUAAAUAUAUAUUUAAAGUAAUUAUUUUUUCUAAAGGUUCUGGAUAAAAUUUGUGGCAAUAAACCUCACAUGCAUGUUCACCCAACCAAAAAUUUUACUAUACCAUAAUUUACUACUAUAAGAAAACAUCCCUCCAAUUGCCUUUACCUGUCCUAGUUUUAUUGGGCUAUUAAGCAUGUGUGUUUAUGAAAAACAAAAAUUAAUUUGCUAUUAAAAACAGAACAUUAUUAACUGGACAUAAUAUAUAAAAAUAUAAUAGAUAAAUAAAGAUUAAAAAUAUAACAAAAUGAUUUGUUAAAUUUAACAAUAAAGUGUGUUAAGGUUAAACAACUAUUAUUUUUAUUCUGAUAUUCUUAAAUUCAAGAUCUGUCUUUUUGGUUUAUUAAUAACUUUUAUGAUUAUAAACGAAUUUCUGAAUUUUAAUGAAAUUCAAAAUAGUAAAAUAUUUAUUUUAAAAUAAAAAUAAAAAGAAUUUAUGAUUAUUAGGCUUCUUCAAGACUUAAAAACAAAAUAAAGUUACAUCUGUUCUAUAAGACUACUAGGAUAGUUUAUCAACUUAGUGUGAAACAAUAAUUAUUAAAGACAAAUGAAAUUAAUUAAGAGACUAUCAGUGUCAGAGAUAAUUCAGUGUGUUUUAAUUUUCUCUUAAAAUACAAUUCAAUUUUUAAAGAAACCCUAUACAAACCUUUGGUGUUAUUAAUACAUAUAUCAUUACUGUAAUAUUUGUUUACAAGUAUUUUUUUCUUGAAGGCCUAUUUUAGAGGAUUAUUGGGUCUAACUUUCUGCUGUGGUCAGUGCUAGAAAGUAUAAGCCAUGUUUAAAUUACUAAUUCUUGACUAAGCCUAAUCCUGUAGCCUGCUCCAUAUUAUGUGAUUAACCGAUAGUUUAUUAUGUGGCAAUGAAAUAAUGUUCAACAGUAUUAUUUGGCUAAGAAAUCAGGCAGUUUAUCUUGCUGCAGGCAAGUUAUGUUCAUAAAAUCCUAACCAACUAUCUUCUACCAAUAUAACAUUGAGCAGACUGUAUAUAUAUAUCAAAUAUUAGCAUUAUUCAACUUUAUUGUUGUUUGUUGUAAAUACUGCUGUAAAUAUGUUUAUGACUGUAUUUAUAUUGAAAAAUUAUCAUGUAUAUAAUUUAUAUAGAUACAUACCUAAAAAUCAAUGUUGAUAAAUACAAAAAUGAUAUCACUUGUACAUUAAAUGUCUUUACAGUAUGAUGUUGUUAUUUCUUCAAAGUAUUCUUUUUUUUUAUAUCUUAUUAUAUUAAUAUUACUCCUCAAAUUUCUUAAAGCACCAUUGAAGUCAAAAAGAACUGUUCAAGUGCAAAAUUUAAGGUUUGUUUUGGAGAGAUAAAAAUAUUUUCCAGAAACUAUUGAAGGUUUUUAUGAGAUUCCUGGUCAGUUCUUGAUAGGAAGCUAGACAUAAACCUAUGUUCUGAUGAUGAACAACCAGAAUAAACAUAUGUAGACUGAAAAUUCUGACUAUCUAUCAACCUGUUUAACUUUUAAAAUAGUCAACAAAAAAUAUCUCUAUAAAAAAUUAUUCUUAUGCACACUUUAUGAGACAUAUAAUGGUAUUGAUGCUAUUUACAGUCCACUAUAUCUACAUUUUUUAGACCAAAUUAACAGCGCUAUAUGUCUUAAAACUUUAUAAAAGCAGAUUUUAUUUAGAGGACAAGUUUUUUUUUUUUUUUUUUUUUUUUUUUUUUUUUUUUUUUUUUUUUUAAAUGAAGGUAACUACAGGAGCAAUAAUGCUUUUAGGUGAAUUUUCAUAUUAACUUUUUUGUAUAUAACAGGUAGACUGUAAUUUAUUGUGAAAAUUAGAAACAAUACCCUUAUACACAAACAACUUUAUACAAUCUUAUUUAUUUCAUUUGGUUCCCAGAGCUUUCGGUGCUCUGUACCAUAUUCAUCUAAAAAAUUUAUUAUAUACAUAUAUAUCACAAAAUACAAUAUAAUUUCCAAUUGUCACUUAGAAUUCUUUCAUGUUUCUACAUACCUUUUCAAGCUAGUUCUAUCUGCUUUGGAUACCCUUCUUUAGAAUUUGUUUUCCAAUUAUUGCAGAUUGUUGUCGUACUGUAUAAAAAUAAUUAAAAAAAUUAUCUAUAUUUGGGUUAAAAAUCAAAAGCAAAAGAUUUAAAAAAAUGGUGUAAUAGAAAAUUGUUAUUGUUAUAAUCUGUUCUAUCUAUUCUAUUGUAAUUAAUUAGUAGUAAGAAUUUAUUUGCAGUAUCACUUACUAUAGGGGAAGAGAGGACUCUAUUUGCAACUUAUUUUCCCAUAUUUGGUCUUACUCUGGGGUUUGAACACGCUUUAUCAUCCAAUCCUUCACCCCAAAGUUAUCAUAUCCCCCUCUACCA